Linum tenue is the source of this 1209-nucleotide messenger RNA. The record is from the annotation of a GenBank genome assembly. NCBI's taxonomy places the organism in Eukaryota, Viridiplantae, Streptophyta, Magnoliopsida, Malpighiales, Linaceae.
AUGGCUGAUUCUCAGCACCUUCAUUGCUUCUACAUCACGGCAACAAUCAUAACCUAUGUUCUGACCCAUUCGUGCGCCGAUGGAGCUAGGCCACAGGAUUUAGGCACCUAUUCACUGCAGCAGCAAGCUCCGACGAACCCAAUUCAUACGGACAGAUUCGGGGUGGGAGUCGCCCUGCCCGUGACUGCAGGGCCUGGAGGUGGAAGCUACGUAGUCACAGUUGGAUUCGGCACCCCAAAAGUCGACUUCCCUCUGCUCUUUGACACCGGGAGCGACGUGAGUUGGGUGUACUGCCACUCUUGUUCUCAAGGCUGCACCCCUGGCUCGCCCACUUUCAACCCUUCACUGUCUUCUACCUCCUCCAGCGUCCCCUGCAAGGCUGCCUGCGAUUACGCCGUGGAGUACCACGACCGGUCUCAAUCGAUUGGGGUUUACGCCAGAGACACGAUCUCCCUGGCGGAUACCGAGUCUCAGGAAGGGUUCAUAUUCGGUUGUGCUGAAAAAGUCAGUGGGGACUUUGGUCGAACAGCUGGUGUGCUUGGGCUCGGACAAGGGCAGUUCUCGCUGCUGGCACAGACCGAUCCGAAUCUCUUCAGCAUCUUCUGUUACUGCCUUCCGCCCACGGAUUCCGCAACUGGGGUGCUCUGGUUCGGGGUCCAAGCGAUGGAGAGCUGCCGGCCGGGAGCUUCCAAGAUGAUCUCGCUCGUUGUCGAACCGAACAACAACGGGCUCACCAACUAUUUCGUCAAAUUCACCGGCAUAACGAUUGGGUCCCAGAGAUUGGACUUCAAUUCCUUGGUCUCUUCGCCGAUGAGCACGAUCAUCGAUUCGGGAACCGUCGUGACGCGGCUUCCUCCGGCGGUCUAUUCGGCGCUCCGGGCGGCGUUCCGGGGGAUGAUGUCGGGGUAUCCCGCAGCGGAGCCGACUAAUCUGUUGGAUACUUGCUAUAAUUUGGAGGGGCGUGAGCAGGAUUGGACGCCGCCGGCGAUGGCGAUGCAUUUUGAGGAUUCGGUGGACGUGGGACUGGAUCCGUCGGCGGUAACGCUGAGGGAAGGAGAUGGGGAAUCGGCGUCUCGAGUUUGCUUGGCUUUCGCCGGUAACGGCGAUGAGAAUGAAUUGACGAUUAUUGGGACCCAACAGCACCGCGGGUUGAGGGUUUACUACGAUAUCAAUGGCCAGAAACUGGCGUUCGCCGCUGGUGGCUGCUGA